Messenger RNA from Polyodon spathula (Mississippi paddlefish), 1860 nucleotides. Its product is annotated as TELO2-interacting protein 2-like. Bases 114 to 1466 code for a protein of 450 amino acids. Gene Ontology annotation, cellular component: nucleoplasm; cytosol; centrosome. The transcript has 7 exons. Lineage: Eukaryota; Metazoa; Chordata; Actinopteri; Acipenseriformes; Polyodontidae. The record is from RefSeq and is a predicted model, not a curated record.
UCAUGUACACCGGUCUAGCUGCACAAUAAACAUGCUUAAACGUGUGUUAUUUAGGUGAAACAUACUGACGCCGCUUAACAACUAAGACUUUAUUUUGAGAUUACUGCUUAACAAUGGAUCUGCCUGAAAUAGUGAACAGGCUCCAACUCUCAGGUGAGACAGAAGACCCAAGUCCCAGCCUUCUCCCGGGACUCCCUGUGGCCACAGUUUUAUCCCAGAUUCAGGAGUUACUCCAAGCUGGGAAGACCACCAAAACCAAAGAAGAUGUUCUGCAGGAGGCCAUGCGCUUAUUCGAAACCGCAGAUAGCCACUGGCUUUUCUCCAGCUGCUGCCACAGUGAAGGUUCGGACUUGGGUAAAGUGUACGUUGAUUUUACUGGAGCGCUUGUCCAGUAUGCUGCACUUCCACAUUGUGAGACAGACAGCGAGGAGUUGUCUGAGAGCUGGUGUAGUUUAAUCCCUGGAAAGGCAUGCACUGUGGCUGGAGUGCUUCUCCAGCUGGUAAGGAGGCUUGGAGCCGCUAAUGUUGUACUGCCCUGCAGCAACACAGCAGCUCCUGUGAGGUCACUUGUACACAAGCUGCUGCCCCCUGUCUUUGUGUUUUGUGCCGCACACAUGCAGGGUCUUCCCUGGACCGAUAUGCAGUCAGAGCUUGCUUCACGGGAGCUCCUGGCUGCUUCAGUGCAGACUGCAGGCUGUGAGACUCUAACUGAACUGCUGUGUGGAAAGUCGAGCGAUGAUGAUGAAGGCAUUUUGGGGGCUGUCUUGGAACUGCUGAAGCCAGAGAUGAAGAAGUGGCCUGCAGCUGCUCUGCGGCAGUUCAACAGAGCCCAUGUGCUGUAUCACGCACUCUUCAACCACCUCUAUACACCGGAGGCACACCUCAUACAGGCUGUUCUUCCCUGUCUCUUAGACCUGCUCUCGGUGCUGGAGAAGCCCCCCCAGAAAGCAGGGGAUCCCAGGAAAGCCACCCGCUAUGAUGAGGUCCUGAGGCUGGUUCUGACUCACAUGGAGAUGGAGCACAAGAUCCCCCUGCGGAGAGUCUACGCCAGGAACAUCCCGCCCUUCAUAGAGAGACUGGGAAUUGUGAUUGUUCGUCAUCUGAAACGGAUGGAGAGGGUGAUUGUGGGAUACCUGGAAGUUUACGACGGACCAGAGGAAGUGACAAGACUUUACACGCUGCAGGCUCUAGAAAACACAAUACAACAUGCCUGGCCUAGAAUGGCUUCCAGGUUGGAUGUGCUUGUGAAGUCCCUGUUGAAGCUGUUUUACGACGUGUCCACAGACUGCAGCCCCACCCCGCAGGCAGUGAGAGAGGACCUGCUGCAGCGAGCAGUGUACUGUCUCAUUCUGCUGCACUGCUGCUGCGACCACGAGCUGCAGGCGGCUCUUGGAGGAGUUCGCCGCACCUGCCCCGUCACAAGAGUGCUGGAGUGCAUUGAGAAGGUUCAGCAGGAUAUUCAAUGAGCAGCACGCAUAAUCGAAGACAAGAAGCAAAUGUGGAGUGGUCUAACUAAACUGGAAUGUGAAUUAAUGUCUAACCCAGCAGACAGAAUGUCAUGUCUGUGAAAUGGAAACAACUGAAAUUGCAGUGAAGUAUCUGCUCGGUGACGUACAAUAGCACGUGUGUCUCGAUUUUUUUAGUUGUCAGCACGCCAUUUCUGUUCUGUGCAAACUGUCUAAUAAACAGGGUACACAACCAAGGCUUUACAAAUGCAGGGCAGCAUCUCAGAACAAAUUCCUACGCAUAGCUUCAUGAAAAUCUGAGUGGAGCCAUGCAGCAGCAUCUUAUUUUUCAGAUUCCCAAUUAAACUCCAGAACUCAUACAUAAAUCUCAACUAUGCCUAAUUCUGCUUCUAGA